Messenger RNA from Trematomus bernacchii (emerald rockcod), 1950 nucleotides. RefSeq names its product sphingomyelin phosphodiesterase 4 (gene smpd4). Gene Ontology annotation, biological process: ceramide biosynthetic process; sphingomyelin catabolic process; glycerophospholipid catabolic process. Gene Ontology annotation, molecular function: sphingomyelin phosphodiesterase D activity. The record is from RefSeq and is a predicted model, not a curated record. NCBI's taxonomy places the organism in Eukaryota, Metazoa, Chordata, Actinopteri, Perciformes, Nototheniidae.
GAGCUGCAUGUGAUCUUCCCCUGGCUGGUGGAGACGGUGUUCGGCAGUCUGGACGGGAUCCUCGGGGGCUGGAACCUCAGGCUGCUGCAGGCCAGGAGCCACGAGUACAACAUCGCUCUGGAGUUCCUCAGCCCCAGUGGGCCCAUGAUGAAGCUGGUGUACAAACUUCAAGCAGAAGAGUACAAAUAUGAAAUACCCGUCAACUAUCUCCCGGGUCCGGUGAAGGCGUGCAUCCAGCAGGGCGUCCUCCCAGAAUGCCCUCUGUUCCACAACAAGCUGCAGUUCCCCCUCAGCGGACUCCUCACUCUGAACCUGGCACUCAAUCCAUUUGAAUUCUUCAUGUUUAACUUUGCCUACUGCCUCAUCACACCGAAGCCCCCCCCUCAGCAGCAGGGCAGCUCCACUGACAGCGCCUACUUUGUGCUGGUGGACAUGUACCUGAAGUACUUCCUGCCCAGUGAAGGCAGCGUCCCCCCCUCGCCUUUCUCCGACUCCAGAGGCUCCGUCACUGCUCCCUCACCCAGAUCUACGAGCGUGUCCUUCUCUGGGUACGGCGUGCACAGCCCCAGCCUCCUGAAGCAUCACAUCUUCCAGCAGCCGUCAGUGAACGCUGACCCGGCAGCGCAGGAGAUCUGGAGGUCAGAGACUCUGCUGCAGAUGUUCGUGGAGGUGUGGCUCCAUCACUAUUCGUUAGAGAUGUAUCAGAAGCUGCAGUCUCCUCAGGUAAAGUUGGCGUUGCUUCAGUACCGCCUCAGUAUGUCCAGCAUGCCGAGCCAACCCUUCACCCCACCAGGCUCUGGGACCCUCAACACCUACCAAGUACUAUUACCUUUUCAUUCACCCCUGUCCCUCUGGGGUCUCCUGGAGGAGCCGUUCAGCCCCACGGAGGAACACGUGUUGGUGGUUCGUCUCCUGGUGAAAAACCUCCACGCCUUCUCAAACAGCCUGAAGCCGGAUCAGCUGACCUCUUCCCCCCCGACACACUCACACACACACACUCACACCAGCCCCCUGGAGGAGUUCAAGAGAGUGGUGGUGCAGCGCUUCGUGCAGCAGAAGCUCUACCUGUUCCUGCAGCACUGCUUCGGCCACUGGCCUCUGGACGCCUCCUUCAGAGCGGUGUUGGAGACGUGGCUCAGCUACAUCCAGCCGUGGAGAUACACCGGAGAGAAGAUCAACCCUCAGGCCGACCAGAACAGAACGGUGCCAGAGAAAUGGGAGUCCUUUGUGCAGGAGAACCUCCUCAUGUACACCAAGCUCUUCCAGGUUCUGCUGAACCGAGCCGUCAGGACCGAUCUGGUCAACGCCAAAAACGCUCUGAUGGUUUUCAGAGUCUCCAAAGUGUUCGCUCAGCCAAACCUCGCCGACAUGAUCCAGAAAGGAGAGCAGCUGUUUCUGGAGCCGGAGCACGUCCUUCAUCACCGGCAGCCGAGAGGAUACCUGACGCCGAAUCAGGGAGGCAGCUUCCUGUCGUCACGGCAACGCGUGGUGACAGACAUGGUGUUCAGGGUGAAGAGUCACGUCUACGCUCUGGAGGGACAAGACUGCCAGUACAAGCAGAUGUUCGGAAACGAGCUCAGAGGAGCGGUCAUGAAGUUGAUCCAAAUCAUCGCCCAGGCCCGACAGACGGCCAAGAGGAUUUCUGAUCACUCCAACGAGGUGGCGGCCAGCAACUCGUUCCUCUCGUGGUUCGGGGUGGGAUCCUCGGACCUGAACAACACGUUCUCCGGCGCCGAGCCCGAGGAGAGCGGCGAGUGUUUGAAGAAAACCCACGAGUUCCUGGACCGAGCGCUGGAGCACCUGUGUCAAAUCUUCAAGCUGAACCAGGGUCAGCUGACUCAGCUCAUCUCCACUCUGGGCUCCUGUCAGGACGAAGGGAACUGCAAACAGCUGCCGGACUGCAUCCAGGGAGAGAACGGACUCAUGCUCACCGACCUGGGCCGCAAACAG